Messenger RNA from Hippocampus zosterae (dwarf seahorse), 1441 nucleotides. It is a transcript of the gene nubp1, whose product is annotated as nucleotide binding protein 1 (MinD homolog, E. coli). Lineage: Eukaryota; Metazoa; Chordata; Actinopteri; Syngnathiformes; Syngnathidae. Bases 196 to 1194 code for a protein of 332 amino acids. Gene Ontology annotation, biological process: iron-sulfur cluster assembly. The transcript has 11 exons. The record is from RefSeq and is a predicted model, not a curated record. Gene Ontology annotation, cellular component: cytosol. Gene Ontology annotation, molecular function: ATP binding; ATP hydrolysis activity; 4 iron, 4 sulfur cluster binding.
CAUGUAUCAAAAGCACCAUCUAGCGGAGGUAGGCUUGUAGUUAUUGAUCUUCAAGCUCCCUGCUUCUGUGCCCACUAUUCUGCUGUCGACGUUUUACUCUUUAAGUGAAAGCAACUCAACGAAGACUUGCUUGUUUUUGAGGCUGUCACAUGCGGAACCUUCGACGAGGGGGAAGUUAAACGGUCGGACGCAAAGAUGGACGAUGUACCAGCAAACGCCAACGAGCAGUGUCCAGGUACAAGGAGUGAGCAAGCAGGGAAGACGUCAUCAUGUCAGGGCUGCCCUAACCAAAAAUUGUGUGCUUCUGGAGCUACCAAGACCCCAGACCCUGCCAUUCAAGAAAUAGGAUUAAAACUGUCCACGGUCAAACACAAGAUCCUCGUACUAUCUGGGAAAGGAGGAGUGGGAAAGAGUACGUUCAGUGCUCACCUGGCCCAUGCCUUGGCAAGUGAUGAGACCAAGGAGGUUGCCCUACUGGAUGUAGAUAUCUGUGGUCCGUCGAUUCCUAGAAUCAUGGGGUUGGAGGGAGAACAAGUACAUCAGAGCGGGUCAGGCUGGUCCCCUGUGCAAAGCUAUGCGUGUCCUCCUUGGCUCAUGCUUCAGUAUGUGGAGGACAACCUCGCUGUCAUGUCUAUUGGCUUCCUGCUCGGUAGUCCUGAUGAUGCUGUAAUCUGGAGAGGCCCCAAGAAAAACGGAAUGAUCAAGCAGUUUUUGAGGGAUGUGGAUUGGGGGGAACUGGAUUAUCUGAUUAUUGACACGCCGCCUGGCACAUCUGACGAGCACCUGUCGAUUGUGCAGUACCUAAGCUCCACCCACGUGGAUGGAGCAGUCCUCAUCACGACACCUCAGGAGGUGUCUUUGCAAGAUGUUCGAAAGGAGAUCCGCUUCUGCCAGAAGGUCAAACUGCCAAUCAUCGGUGUGGUGGAAAACAUGAGUGGCUUUGUGUGUCCAAAUUGUAAGAACACAUCACAGAUCUUCCCUCCCACCAGCGGGGGCGCCGAGACAAUGUGUGCAAACCUGAAUCUGCCCUUGCUGGGCAAAGUGCCUCUCGACCCAAGGAUAGCAAAAAGCUGCGACGAGGGCAGGUCUUUCCUCAACGCAAUACCGGACUCUCCCGCUGCUGAAGUCUACAAGAGAAUUGUACAGAGCAUCAAGGAAUACUGUUCCAUCCAUGACGAGCAGAACACUGUCUGAAGAAGCUUUUUUUUUAUGGCAGUCCUGUUGGAUUAAAGCUAAGACUCUAAAAGCCACCCAACGAAUUUUUGCUGUUAUAAAAAAAAUAUAUGGCUUGUCAUUCACAGAAUGGUAACAUGAAUUCUGAAAAACAAUCUGUUAAUCACAUUAUUUGAAAAAAUCAUUUUAAUAAUGUGAUUUGGAAAAAUCAGUUCCACUUUGUAAUACAGGAGUAGGCAGGAAAGAGAAUAAAUGUAUGUUGUGUGAA